Molecule: messenger RNA, 3120 nt
Organism: Pogona vitticeps (central bearded dragon)
Lineage: Eukaryota; Metazoa; Chordata; Lepidosauria; Squamata; Agamidae
Gene: SDC1
Product: syndecan 1
Biological process (GO): cell migration
Cellular component (GO): membrane; cell surface
Source: RefSeq, a predicted model, not a curated record
UCGUCCCCGGGGCGCGCUUCCAAGGCAAGGCGGCUGCUUCGAAACGGCGAGGAUGGUCCCUCCGGCCCGGGCGCUGUGCGUGGCGCUCCUCUGCUUGCAGGCGGUCGCGGCGGCGGAGCCAGCUGACAUCAGUCUCCCCCCUGAAGACCAGGACUCAUCUGGAGACGAUUAUGACGCUUUCUCCGGCUCCGGUUCGUUGCCAGACCAUCCUGUGGCUGUUUGGGACGUCACAAGUACCUCUUUGAUGCCAGAACUGUCUACUGCCUUUGGAGAUAAUCAGCCUGAGAUUCAGAAAACAGAAGACUCUACAGAAGACCACACAACUGUAGCAGGAUCCACCACUACAAGCCCCUCUAUGUUCCACGUUUUAGGUAUGGCGCCUGGCGAGCCCAGAGCUCCUGUUGAAGAGGAUGCCCUGGACUCGCUUUCUAAGCAAGGAACGCAGUCCGCAGUUGUAACGACAGGGUUCCCGGUCACUCGCCAUGUUUCUACUGUCAGACUCACAACCUCGCAAGCUUCUAGCACGUUAAAAGUUGGUGAGCCUGAAGUCUACCAUAAUAUUCAUCACAUAUUGACCCCGGAGGAAAAAAUACCUGCUUCUGCGGUUGUGCCACCUAGCGAGAGAAGUCCAGAUAUUAUCAGUUCCACUACAGGGUCCUCUGCUGUCCAGAAGGAUCUCUCUUCUCCACCUGAAGGAGAAAUUACACAGACUGAAGAGAGUUCUGGUGAUCCGGGAGAUUUCGUGUUUCCUCGACAUGGUGAAAAAGAAGCUGAAAUAGACAAAACGGGAGUGGGUAUAGGAGUGAAGGACGAAAAGUCUGCAGGAGCCCCACAGGGAAUAAUGGACAGGAAAGAAGUCCUUGGAGGGGUCAUUGCUGGUGGACUCGUGGGCUUAUUGUUUGCUGGAUUCCUCGUUGGGUUCAUGCUGUACAGAAUGAAGAAAAAAGAUGAAGGAAGCUAUUCGUUGGAUGAGCCAAAACAGUCAAAUGGAGGCUAUCAAAAACCACACAAACAAGAAGAAUUCUAUGCAUGAAAAAGCUGGACUUGAAAUACAGUUUUCUUCUGUCUCUGGACAUCCUGAGUUCUCGCUGCAUUUUAAAGGGGGGGAGGAAAAAAAACUAAAAGCCAUAAGACUGAAUUUAAGCCUUGUGCCUCCUUGACAUUUGGAACUACUGCUACUCUAUUUUUUCCAAAGUCAUUCUGGAUGAAUAAAACCCUUACCUGCCUUCUUGCACAAAGAUUCCCUGUCAUGUGGGAACUCUGUCUUGUCUAAGGACUCCUGGGGGAAGAUAAGGAACUGAUUGUAUAUAGUCUUGACGUCUUAGGAAAGCGCCAAGGAAUUAAUGAGGUACAAUAUGUGUAUACUUAUGACAAUUCCCCCUCCCUCACCCCUCGGCAACAUUUACUGGUCACAAGUGAGUGCUUUAGAAAAUGUUCUUUUUUUAAAAAAAAAAAGGCUAUUAACAUGAUGUUUAACAGGUUUUCUCUUUUCCAGGGAUAAAACUAAGUCACCCUAUUGCAGUUGAAAGAGGGGAGUGGUGUUAAGAAGGAAGGGUCUCUCUGAAACUUAAAGGCUUGUCUAAAGUGGUGGAGUUCUUAAACCGUGGCCUUUGCCAGAUUAGGUGCGAUUCCUGUAGAAUUCAAUAGGAUAAUUUUUUAUAUAUAUACACUGUGCUUCAAAGUCGGAAGCAAUGUAAGAGAAUGACACUUGAGGUGCGGGUAUUAUUUGAGAUGGGUGUACUUCUCUAGUUCUUCUGACCCUGGUGUUAACCCCCUGUUCAUUCACUGUGCAAAAAAAUCCCCUUAGCAGCUCAUGGGCCACCACUUGUUAUCUACCUCUUCUGCAUUUCCUGAUAGCAGCAACUUUACUGGAUUUGCAAGCCCUGACUUUACCGCAUGGUACUUAGAAUGCUGGGGUGUGGCAUGCAACGUACAGGACUGAGCAUGCUAUGGGUAACGAAAACCGCCUGAUGCUGCCAAGUCCCAGGGACUAGAAUCACAUUAGACAGGCAUUUGUAGUAGGAAUUCAGGGAGCAUCGGCUCGGCAUACAGAGCCGGGGGUGGGUGGGGGGUGGGGUGAUGUUUGAGCAUCUGUUCUGUACAUGGCUGACUUUUAUCUCAGUCCAACUUGUGUUCGAACGCUAACUGAGUUUGAAGAUCAAAUGUCUUCAGAAGCUGCUCUGUGUAGAAGAGGGAGUUAAUGAUGGAUCGUGUGCCUUCAUCUCCUUUGUGUGUCCAAAAUGUAACAUAGGGGUCUUGUUGGGUUUGUGUAUCUGUGGGACCAAAUCAGUGAAUCUCAGCACUUCGAAAGCAGUAUUUAAAUGUGUUUUAAGUACAUUGUGUGUGGAGCAGUGGAGAAGCUCUCUUGAAAAACAGUUUGCUGGUGUAGAAUAAUUAGUGCAGAUGUAUGAUUUCUGUAAUGUACAGGAUGACAUGGAUGUUAAAUAUACUAAAAAAGUGUUCUGUAAAGGCUUUGGAGUUUGUUUUUUUAAAAGAAUAGCACACUCAUCCACCUUUUAGGCUUCUCUUCAUUUCACCAUGUACACUUGUUGGCUUGCAAGAUGCUCCCUGUUCCUAGUGAAAGUGUAGGCAAAAAAUUGAGUUGACAAUAGUGCACUGUAUGCAAGUGUAUAGUCCUAAACUUUUUUUGGGGUGGGGGUGGGGGGAAGAGAGAAAUCUUUCAGAUAAAGCAGUAUCAUGAGCUGCCAACCACACUGUUGGUGCCUUCCCUAUUUCUCCUGGCGGAAAAAGCUCCUGAUGGUUACACUACUGGAUUAAACACCUUUUCAGCCUGUGAAGCCUGGCUUGUCCUCCCUUGACCUGCAUUCAACACAUAGCGACUAUAUGUAACUGCCUUUUUUACAGUGAGGUUUUAAGUGGUGGUAUGUCCUUUUUAUGUAUGAAAACAUUGUUCUUGCCCUCAGAGCCUCACUUCUGUUUGGCAAGAUCAAUAAAAUUGUGCUUCUGUGUUUUGUUUCUUUUAAUGGUCAAGCAGAAACUGGAAUCCUGUAACUCUGAAUAGUGCAAAUUUAACUUCUAAUUUCCAAGUGCAAGUACUUCAAUUGGGAUUUUUGUAUUUCAUAAACCAUACACAUGCAAUAAAAAGGUGGCCUGCCAAAA